Carcharodon carcharias (great white shark) is the source of this 3344-nucleotide messenger RNA. Its product is annotated as dihydropyrimidine dehydrogenase [NADP(+)]-like. The transcript is spliced from 23 exons. Gene Ontology annotation, biological process: thymine catabolic process; uracil catabolic process. Gene Ontology annotation, molecular function: uracil binding; NADP binding; dihydropyrimidine dehydrogenase (NADP+) activity. Gene Ontology annotation, cellular component: cytoplasm; cytosol. Lineage: Eukaryota; Metazoa; Chordata; Chondrichthyes; Lamniformes; Lamnidae. The record is from RefSeq and is a predicted model, not a curated record. The coding region runs from base 69 to 3134 and encodes 1021 amino acids.
UCUCGCGAGCAAGAAGCUUUUCCUUAGAAGUUUUCGUUUCUGUUCAGACUCGCAGCCUGCAUAUCGCAAUGUCCCGAAUGCUGAGCAUUGAUUUGCCAGAUAUUGAGAAUAUACUCACGCUAAAUCCACAUGUGAAGACUUGUGCAUCUCUGCGAUCUACAGCAGCAACAAAGGUCAUUAAAACUCACUGGAAACGAAAUUCCAAUAUAAAUUGCUCGGGCUAUGAGAAACUGGAGAAUAAUUUUGAUGACAUCAAACACACCACUCUCAGUGAGCGAGGAGCACUUCAUGAAGCAAUGAGAUGCUUGAAGUGCGCUGAUGCUCCUUGUCAGAAGAGCUGUCCCACUAAUCUGGACAUAAAGUCAUUUAUCACCAGCAUUGCAAACAAGAACUACUAUGGAGCUGCCAAAACCAUUCUGUCUGACAACCCCCUCGGUCUAACUUGUGGGAUGGUUUGCCCAACCUCUGACCUCUGUGUGGGAGGAUGCAAUUUACAUGCAUCCGAAGAAGGAGCAAUUAACAUAGGUGGAUUGCAACAGUUUGCCACUGAGGUGUUCAAAGGGAUGAAAAUUCCUCAGAUUCGGAAUCCAUCACUUCCACCCCCAGAAGAAUUACCUGACAGCUUCCAUGCUAAAAUAGCCCUGAUUGGAUGUGGACCUGCCAGUAUCAGUUGUGCUUCCUUUCUAGCUCGAUUGGGCUAUUCAGACAUUACAAUAUUUGAAAAACAUGAAUAUUUCGGAGGUUUGAGCACAUCUGAGAUACCUCAGUUCAGAUUGCCUUAUGAUGUUGUCAAGUUUGAGAUCAAGCUGAUGAAAGACCUUGGUGUGAAGAUUGUCUUUGGUAAAGGUCUGGGAAUUGAAGGAAUGACUUUGGAGACCUUGAAGCAGGAUGGCUAUGAAGCAGUCUUCAUUGGCAUAGGUUUACCAGAGCCAAAGAGAGAUCACAUCUUUGAAGGCUUAACAGUGGAACAUGGUUUCUACACAUCCAAGGAUUUCCUGCCUCUUGUUGCAAAAGCCAGCAAACCAGGGAUGUGUGCCUGUCAGUCUAGCCUGCCCUCACUACAUGGCACAGUUCUCAUACUUGGUGCUGGAGACACUGCCUUUGAUUGCGCUACAUCUGCAUUACGCUGUGGAGCUCGCCGUGUGUUUGUGGUUUUUAGAAAAGGAUUUACCAAUAUCAGGGCUGUCCCAGAGGAGAUGGAACUAGCAAAAAAAGAAAGAUGCGAGUUUUUGCCUUACAUGUCACCAAGAAGAAUUAUUCUGAAAGGUCAGCGCAUUUCUGCAAUUGAGUUUGUUCGUACAGAGCAGAAUGACGUUGGGGAUUGGAUUGAAGAUGAAGAUCAAGUUAUUCGCUUAAAAGCAAAUAUUGUCAUCAGUGCAUUUGGCUCUGUUCUCUGCAAUUCUUCAGUGAAAGAGGCCAUGACCAACAUCAGGUUUAACAGAUGGGGCUCCCUGGAUAUUGAUACAGAGACCAUGCAGACUAGUGAGCCUUGGGUGUUUGCAGGUGGUGACGUCGCUGGAUUGGCUAAUACCACUGUAGAGUCCGUGAAUGAUGGAAAACAGGCUUCAUGGCACAUUCACAAAUAUUUACAGUCUUUACAUGGUUGUCACAUUUCUGAAAAGCCUGAACUCCCCCUUUUCUACACGCCUAUUGAUCUCGUGGACAUCAGUGUAGAGAUGGCUGGCUUGAAGUUUCUGAAUCCUUUCGGUUUGGCCAGUGCCCCUCCAACAACCAACGCUGCAAUGAUUCGAAGAGCAUUUGUGGCAGGUUGGGCCUUUGCUCUGACAAAAACAUUCUCUCUCGAUAAGGAUAUUGUGACCAACCUUUCUCCAAGAAUUAUACGUGGAAUGACUUCAGGCCCUGUCUAUGGCCCAGGACAAAGCUCCUUUCUGAACAUUGAACUCAUCAGUGAGAAGACAUGUGCAUAUUGGUGCAAAAGCAUUAAGGAAUUGAAGGCUGAUUUCCCAAAUAAUAUUAUUAUUGCCAGCCUCAUGUGCACUUACAACAAGAAUGAUUGGACAAAACUUGCAAAAAUGGCAGAGGAUUCUGGUGCGGAUGCCUUGGAAUUAAACUUGUCCUGCCCACAUGGCAUGGGAGAAAGAGGAAUGGGUGUGGCCUGCGGACAGGAUCCAAAGCUGGUGCGAAACAUCUGCCGUUGGGUACGACAAGCUGUUAAGAUUCCAUUCUUUGCCAAGCUGACCCCAAACGUCACAGACAUUGUAAACAUAGCGAUGGCAGCUCAGGAAGGUGGUGCAAAUGGUGUUACAGCAACCAAUACAGUCUCUGGGCUGAUAGGAGUACUUGCAGACGGUACACCAGUGCCUGCUGUUGGUAGAGACAGGCGAACCACAUAUGGUGGUGUAUCUGGGAUUGCAAUAAGGCCAAUAGCUUUACGUGCCGUAUCUUCUAUUGGACAGGCUAUACCAGGAUUUCCAGUUCUAGCUGCUGGAGGGAUUGAUUCAGCUGAAGCAGGACUACAAUUUCUGAAUUGUGGUGCCUCCGUAUUGCAGGUGUGCAGUGCUGUUCAGAAUCAGGACUUCACAUUAAUUGAUGACUACUGCACAGGAUUGAAAGCCUUGUUGUAUUUAAAAAGCAUUGAAGAGCUGCAAAAAUGGGAAGGACAGAGCCCACCAACAAUAUCUCACCAGAAAGGAAAACCUGUGCAUAAAAUUGCUGGAUUAAUUGGACAGCAUUUGCCCAGCUUUGGUCCCUACUUGGAACAACGCAACAAGAUUAUAGCAGAACAUAAACUGAAACAGAAGGAACUGAAUGAAGUGAUCCAGGAACAUGAUGAAGCACCAUAUACAGUCAAGAAACCCAUUCCAAGAGUUCAGGAAAUAAUUGGCAGAACUCUGCCACUCAUUGGAACCUAUGGCAUGCUGAAUAGCGAGGAGCAUGUUUUGGCUUUGAUCAAUGAAGAAAUGUGCAUUAACUGUGGAAAAUGCUACAUGACUUGCAAUGACUCUGGUUACCAGGCCAUAACCUUUGACCCUGAGACGCACCUUCCUCGAGUUACAGCUGACUGCACAGGUUGCACUCUUUGUUACAGCGUCUGUCCCAUCAUUGAUUGCAUUACAAUGAUUCCCCGUUUAACACCUUAUGAACCAAAGAGAGGUAUUCCUUUGGCAGUCUGACGAGUUUGUUGAGUUGACAUGGUCCAGCAGUAAAACAUGACUUAACAUCCAUAUCUACCUAAUAGCAUUGAUUUAGUCAUUCAUGAUAUAACAUGACAAAUUGCUGUUAUUUCCAAAGUAUUGAUUUUCACUUACUAAUCCUAGUUGCUGCGACCUUGCAUUCUCCAAUUAGCCAACUGCAAUUGAAUAAAAGAGUUUAUGUUUUAAAAA